This is a messenger RNA of Emiliania huxleyi CCMP1516, 993 nucleotides long. RefSeq lists its product as hypothetical. The coding region runs from base 1 to 993 and encodes 330 amino acids. The record is from RefSeq and is a predicted model, not a curated record. Gene Ontology annotation, molecular function: DNA-binding transcription factor activity; DNA binding. Gene Ontology annotation, biological process: regulation of DNA-templated transcription. The transcript is spliced from 2 exons. NCBI's taxonomy places the organism in Eukaryota, Haptophyta, Isochrysidales, Noelaerhabdaceae.
AUGUGCAAGGCUGGUUUUGCCGGCGACGACGCCCCGCGCGCCGUCUUCCCCUCCAUCAUUGGCCGGCCGCGUCAGCCGGGCGUGAUGGUCGGGAUGGGGCAGAAGGACUCGUACGUUGGAGACGAGGCGCAGUCCAAGCGCGGCAUCCUGACGCUUAUUCUGAUCGCUGCAGUCCGGCAGGCGAAGAGGCAGGGCCUCGCUCUAGUCACCAGUUGUGGCAACAGCGGCUACAGGGGAGUGUGCUACUGCCCGAAGCAGAAAGGCCGCAAGAAGUACCAGCUGCAGGUGAGGGUUGGCGGCAAACUAGUCACCCUCGGCUGCUUCGCCACCGCCGAGGAGGCGGCGCUGGCGCGUGCGCGGCACCUGUGGGACGCGACCAUCCGACUGCUCGAGCCGCAACCGCAGCGAGCACCGCCGCAAGGCGCAGCAGGGCCGUCAGAGGCCAGCAGCGUCGAGGAGGAGGACGGCUUCGACCCGGCGGACAUUGCCGAUGCCGUGGCUCUCUCGCUGCUCUCCGACCCGCCGCCUUCCGCGAGCGAGCAGCGGGCGGCGAGGCGGCGGGCGCGCGCAGCAGAGCAGGCGGCGGCGGCGGAGGCUGCAGCGGCGGAGGGUGCUGCCCCGCCAUGGGACGACGAGGUGGAGGUGGAGGCGGAGCAGGAGAGCGACAGUGAGGAGUCGUCGGAGAUGGAGGUGGAGGCGGCUGCCGCAGUUGCGGGCGUGUCCGCAGCUACAGCAGCAGAGGAGGAGGCCCUCGAGUGCGUUAUUUGCUUGGACGACCUCAGCGCACACCCCGAGGCGCGCCUGCAGCCUCGCGACCCUAAGGGCUGGGGCGCCACGCGCUGCUGCAAGAGCCUCUUCCACUACCACUGCCUGCACACUUGGCUCAACGACGACAGCGAGGUCGAGACGAGCUGCGGGAUGGAGCCGAUCAACACGGCUUGCCCCGGCUGCCGAGGCUUCGUGUCGAAGUCGACGUCACGCAUGCUACGCUAG